CUUGCUUGGGGGUCCCAGCACCUUUCUAGCCUCUGCUGUGAGCAGCGAUGGAGACUGGUUGUGUCCUGGGAGCUGGGGCCAUGCUGGUGGCACUGGUGGUGCUGGGAGCCCAGCCGGCUCACGGCAGGGAGACCUCAGGGGUUUUCCAGGAGUUGUUUGAGGCUGAGUGUCAGUACACCAACGGCACCGAGCGGGUGAGGCUUCUGGAAAGGUACAUCUACAACCGGCAGCAGUUUGUGCACUUCGACAGCGAUGUGGGGUACCAUGUGGCCGACAGCCCCCUGGGCGAGCCUGAUGCCAAGUACUGGAACAGCCAGCCGGAGCUACUGGAGCAGAGACGGGCUGCUGUGGACACGUUCUGCCGGCACAACUACGGGGUGGUGACCCCUUUCACCGUGGACAGGAGAGUUCAGCCCAAGGUGAGGGUCUCCCCUGUGCAGUCGAGCUCGCUGCCCCAGACCGACCGGCUGGUUUGCUACGUGACGGGGUUCUACCCUGCGGAAAUUGAGGUGAAGUGGUUCAAGAACGGGCAGGAGGAGACGGAGCGCGUGGUGUCCACGGAUGUGAUCCAGAACGGAGACUGGACCUACCAGGUGCUGGUGAUGCUGGAAACAACCCCGCAGCGUGGGGAGACCUACAUGUGCCAGGUGGAGCACGUCAGCCUGCAGCACCCCGUCACCCAGCACUGGGAGGUGCAGUCGGACGCUGCCAGGAGCAAGAUGCUCACGGGGGUGGGAGGCUUUGUGCUGGGGCUCAUCUUCCUGGCACUGGGGCUCUUCCUCUACAUGCGCAAGAAGGGCGCCCCGUUCCCCAGGCUGCAGGGCUCCUGAGCGAACUCCUGCCCCUGCGGAUCUGCUCCGCCGCUGACCGUCCUCUGCCCCCACAGCGUCCCCUCUGCCUCGCCCUGCCCCAUCCCCGAGCCCCACAUCCCCGCACUGAU
Messenger RNA from Gavia stellata (red-throated loon), 940 nucleotides. RefSeq names its product class II histocompatibility antigen, B-L beta chain-like. Gene Ontology annotation, molecular function: MHC class II protein complex binding. Gene Ontology annotation, biological process: immune response; immunoglobulin production involved in immunoglobulin-mediated immune response; peptide antigen assembly with MHC class II protein complex. Gene Ontology annotation, cellular component: membrane; MHC class II protein complex. The record is from RefSeq and is a predicted model, not a curated record. The transcript is spliced from 6 exons. NCBI's taxonomy places the organism in Eukaryota, Metazoa, Chordata, Aves, Gaviiformes, Gaviidae. Bases 48 to 830 code for a protein of 260 amino acids.